AUGUUGGCAGGGGAAGGAUUGGAGCUGGUCAUCGAGCAGCCGGUGGAGGUGCACGACCUGGAGGUGGAGGUGCUGGACAUCAACGACAACGCGCCCCACUUCCCCAGCCCGGAGGCCCGCCUGGAGCUCAGCGAGUCGGCCCUGCCUGGCGCCCGCUUCCCCGUCGAGGGCGCGCAGGACCCGGACGUGGGCACCAACGCGGUGCAGACCUACCAGCUCAGCCCCAACCGGCACUUCGCCCUGGACCGGCGCGGCUUCGAGCGCGGCAGCAAAGUCCUCGAGCUGGUCCUGCUUCAGCCCCUCGACCGCGAGCAGAGCCCGCUCCAGCGGCUGGUCCUCACCGCCCUCGACGGCGGCCAGCCGCCCAAGUCGGCCACGGCUCACAUCUCCGUGCGGGUCUUGGACACCAACGACAACCCCCCGCAGUUCGACCGCCCCACUUACACCGCCAGGCUCCUGGAGAACGCGGCCCCGGGCACGCUGGUGGUCACCCUCAAUGCCUCGGACCCGGACGAGGGACCCAACGGCCAGGUGCGCUAUGCCUUCAGCAGCUACACCCCGCAGGGAGUGCGCCGCCUCUUCACCGUCGACCCGGCAUCCGGAGAGGUGAGGGUUAACGGCACCUUGGACUAUGAGGAAGCCUCCUCCUAUGAGAUCUACCUGCAAGCCACAGACCGGGGCUCUGUCCCCAUGGCUGGACACUGCAAAAUGCUGGUGGAGGUGGUGGAUGCCAACGACAAUGCCCCCGAGGUGGUGCUGACUGCCUUGUACAGCCCUGUGCCUGAGGAUGCCCCUCCGGACACCGUGGUGGCCUUAAUGAGCGUCACUGACCAGGACUCUGGCCAAAAUGGGCAGGUCACUCUCAGCUCUCCUGCCCACCUGCCUUUCAAACUCAACUCCUUCAAAAAUUCUUACACCCUGGUCACCGCGGGCCACCUGGACCGGGAAAGGGCCCCCGCCUACAACAUCACCAUCACGGCCACCGACGCUGGGGCCCCUCCCCUGACUUCCCACAGAACUAUCCAGGUGGACAUCUCCGAUGUCAACGACAACCCUCCCCGCUUCGAAGAGCGGGCUUACUCUGUUUACAUCCCUGAAAACAACACCCCUGGGGUCCCCCUUUGCACCACCAAGGCCGUUGACCCGGAUGCUGAGGAAAAUGCUUCUGUUUCCUACUCUCUGCUGAAUGGAGAGAUCGAAGGGCUGCCCGUCGCCUCCUACGUCUCCAUUCAGUCUGACACGGGCAGCCUUUAUGCUGUCAGAUCCUUCGACUAUGAAAGGUUGAGGGAGUUCCAGGUCGUGGUGAAGGCCCAGGAUUCUGGGGUGCCGCCUCUCAGCAGCACGGCCCCUGUUCAUAUCUAUGUGGUGGAUCAGAUGAUCCCUCGCUCAGCCAGUGCAGGGUACUUGGUCACAAAAGUCAUAGCCCUUGAUGCAGAUUCAGGGCAGAACGCUUGGCUGUUCUUCCGCCUUGCCCAGGCCUCGGCUCCAGACCUCUUUCGAGUGGAUGUCCACAGUGGGGAGAUCAGGACGACUCGUAAGCUGGAGGAGGACAGCAUGGCCACCAUCAACAUGACCGUGGAGGUCAGAGACAAUGGAGAGCCCCCACUGACUUCCUCCGUGUCUAUCAUUGUUGCUGUGGCGGACAGAGUUUCCAGAACCAUUCCUGACACCAGGAGGCAUAUCAAGGAUUCCAGACAUUACUCAGAAAUCACGAUCUAUCUCAUUGUCGCUUUGAGUUCCGUCUCUCUCAUAUUUCUCCUGACAGUGGUGGUCCUCCUGGUGAUCAAGUGCUAUGGAUACAGCAUGCGGGGCCGCUCCUGCUGUGGGGGACUCUGUGGGACCCGCCGAGAAAGGUGUCCUGUGGAAACGUACAAGCAGGCAAACAACAACCUGGAUGCUCGACUGCCCCAUGGCUUGAAAGUGCAGCCCCAUUUCAUUGAAGUGCGGGGCAACGGCUCCCUCUCCAAGACUUACUGCUACAAAGCCUGCCUGACAGCGGGCUCAGGCAGUGACACCUUCAUGUUCUACAAUACUGGGGGCCCCACAGGGCUUGCUUCCCAGGCCGUGCUGACAGACAGGCAUCUGACUGGGCAGAGUGGGCAGAGCUCUCAGAACUUGAUCAUACUGAAAAGCGAGCCCAUGACUCCAAAUGAGCCAAAACCACCCAAUCCUGAUUGGCGUUAUUCUGCGUCCUUAAGAGCGGGAAUGCAAGGCCCUGGGCACAUGGAGGAGGCAGGAGGCUUACGAGGACCAGGACCAGGAGGACCAGAGCAGCAAUGGCCAACAGUAUCCAGCGCAACAACAGAACCCGAGGCUGGUGAGGUGUCCCCCCCAGUGGGAGCUGGAGUGAACAGCAACAGCUGGACCUUUAAAUACGGGCCUGGCAACCCCAAGCCGCCGGGUCCCGGUGAGUUGCCAGACAAAUUCAUUAUCCCAGGAUCUCCUGCCAUCAUCUCCAUCCGUCAGGAUCCACCAAACAGCCAAACUGACAAAAGUGACUUCAUAACCUUUGGCAAGAAGGAGGAGACCAAGAAAAAGAAGAAAAAGAAGAAGGGCAACAAGGCUCAGGAGAAAAAAGAAAAGGGCCACAGCACCACUGACAACAGUGACCAGUAG
This is a messenger RNA of Gekko japonicus, 2616 nucleotides long. RefSeq names its product protocadherin alpha subfamily C, 2 (gene PCDHAC2). The transcript has 6 exons. Bases 1 to 2616 code for a protein of 871 amino acids. The record is from RefSeq and is a predicted model, not a curated record. NCBI's taxonomy places the organism in Eukaryota, Metazoa, Chordata, Lepidosauria, Squamata, Gekkonidae. Gene Ontology annotation, cellular component: plasma membrane. Gene Ontology annotation, biological process: homophilic cell-cell adhesion. Gene Ontology annotation, molecular function: calcium ion binding.